UCAUGCGGUAGUACUCUGGACUGAUAAAACGGGGAAGACUGUGGAAACCGAAAUCAUUGCACAGGAAUCAGCAUUCGUCCGCUGUAAUGGGAGUUGCUGGGAUGCAACAAAAGCAGACUAUCUAUUAUCUGUUUGCAGACAAGAGAAUAUUUGGGUUGAUUUAUUGGCGGGAAGAGCGGACUACAAACAAUCAAAUAGAAAGCAAAUGCAUGAGUGUCUCUACCUAAUCCAUGCGACUUCAAUCUAUUCAUGGUUCAGACUGGGACUCCAGAGAGGCAGCUUCGAUUGUUUGAUAUAAGAUUGAGGCAGACGGAAAUCCAUGCAUUCGGGUGGAAGCAAGAAAGCAGCGAGUCACAGUCUGCUCUGAUAAAUCAGGCAUGGUCCCCCGAUGGAUUAUACAUUACGUCUGGUUCAGCUGACCCUGUAAUCCACAUCUUUGAUAUCAGGUAUAACGCUCGCAAACCUUCCCAGUCAGUCAGAGCGCAUCAGAAACGAGUCUUUAAAGCUGUAUGGAGUCACUCUCUCCCUCUCCUGAUCUCCAUAUCGUCUGAUCUGAACGUUGGAUUGCACAAGAUCAUGUGAAGUUCUUGAUCUAAGCAAUGGCCCGCUUGUUUUGCUCACUUUACCCAACUGGUUGGGAAGUUUUGUAUCUUGCUUUAAUGAGGAACAACUAAAUACAUGAAAUAUAAAGUGUACCAUGGAUAGCAAAUUUUGGGACUGAAUUGAAUAGAAAUUGAAAAGUAGAUUGGUGGGUAUACAUAUGAACUGUAAAACAAUUGAACGUUGGAUAGACUCAUUCAUGAUGUUCCCGAAUACUUUUUUUUUAUAAGAGGAAAUAGAGGGGGAGUUGAAAUGCA
Messenger RNA from Camellia sinensis, 857 nucleotides. The record is from RefSeq and is a predicted model, not a curated record. NCBI's taxonomy places the organism in Eukaryota, Viridiplantae, Streptophyta, Magnoliopsida, Ericales, Theaceae.